CAGUACGCGCGCGCCAUGGGCGGGAAGACUGGCCUGAGAACGUUUCGAGAGAGAGCGAGAGAGAGAGCGAGCGAGGAGAAAGCGAGAGGACGAGCGGCUGUGGCUGACUGGAGCUCGUGGAGGAGGCGCGGCUUCCACUGCCCCUCCACCUAAAUAGCUGUAUGGACGACCACCUCAGCCUCCUCCACUCGCCUCCGCCUCCCUCGAACAAGCACCGGGCCGCCAACCUCGUUAACCACGGCUACACGGAAAGCGAGCAAGACACCAUGACAAUUGUUGCUUGCGACAACAUGCUGGAGGAGUCGGCGGCGCUGCCCGGUCACCACUACGAGCAAGACCACGAGUGUUGUGAGAGAGUUGUCGUCAACAUCUCAGGCUUGCGCUUUGAGACGCAGCUCAAAACUCUCCAACAGUUCCCGGAGACUUUACUCGGAGACCCCAAGAAGAGAAUGCGCUACUUCGACCCACUUAGAAACGAGUAUUUCUUUGACAGAAACCGCCCGAGCUUUGAUGCCAUUUUGUAUUACUACCAGUCAGGGGGGCGCAUACGGAGACCCGUGAAUGUCCCUAUUGACAUCUUUUCUGAGGAGAUACGCUUCUACGAACUCGGGGAGGAAGCCAUGGAGAAAUUCAGAGAGGACGAGGGCUUUAUAAAGGAGGAAGAGCGCCCUUUGCCCACCCAUGAAUUUCAGCGACAGGUGUGGUUGCUCUUCGAGUAUCCCGAGAGCUCGGGUCCAGCCAGGGGCAUCGCUAUUGUCUCUGUUUUGGUCAUUUUAAUAUCAAUCGUCAUCUUUUGUCUGGAAACGUUGCCCGAGUUUCGGGAUGACAAAGACCCGACGGUGUCUCCGCUAAUGAACGGAACUCUCCCGUACUUCACGAGUCCCUUCUCUGACCCGUUCUUCGUCGUCGAGACACUUUGCAUCAUUUGGUUCUCGUUUGAACUGCUGGUCAGGUUCUUUGCAUGCCCCAGCAAAGCCACGUUCUCCAAAAACAUCAUGAACAUCAUUGACAUCGUGGCUAUCAUACCGUAUUUCAUCACUUUGGGGACGGAGCUCGCAGAAAGGCAAGGCAACGGCCAACAGGCGAUGUCUUUGGCCAUUCUCCGGGUCAUCAGACUAGUCCGGGUGUUCCGGAUAUUCAAACUAUCACGGCACUCGAAAGGUCUCCAGAUUUUGGGGCAGACUCUGAAAGCUAGCAUGAGAGAGCUGGGAUUGUUGAUUUUCUUUCUCUUCAUUGGGGUCAUCCUGUUCUCUAGCGCCGUCUACUUCGCCGAGGCGGACGAUCCCGACUCGGGCUUCAACAGCAUCCCUGAUGCGUUCUGGUGGGCGGUGGUAACCAUGACGACGGUGGGAUACGGCGACAUGCACCCCGUCACCAUAGGGGGCAAAAUCGUCGGCUCUCUGUGCGCGAUUGCGGGCGUGCUGACGAUCGCGUUACCGGUGCCGGUUAUCGUGUCCAAUUUCAACUACUUUUACCACCGAGAGACUGAGGGCGAGGAUCAGGCUCAGUACCUCCACAUCGGCAGCUGUCAGCCGUUGUCCUCCUCCCAGGAGCUGAAGAAGACGCGUAGCACGUCUUCGCUCAGCAAGUCGGAAUACAUGGCCAGUGAAGAGGGCAUCAACAGCGCGUUCAAAGCGCCAAACUUCCCCACUCAGAACAACCAAAACUGCAUCAACAUUAAACAGAUGUUUACAGAUGUGUAGAGCGCGUAAAGCUUUCCAACCGUGACGUGUCAGUGCAAGUGUGCGUAAAGGCAACGCUGUAGGCUACUUUAGGUUAAUGUCAUGACAGUCAAGCGCUGAGUGUGUCGACCCUCCAUUUCCACGAUACAGGAAAGUAUUAGAUGCUUUUACGCGCCGGUCCCAUGCGGUGUUUCGAUCACCUGUUCGAAUGAACCAUUUUACUGCGAGGACAGUGACACUAUGUAGGGUGCAUUAAUUCAUGCAGGCAAUAUGUGAAAGCAGUAUAUCUUCGAUGACGAUUGCGACUGGCACUGCAUUACGCAACCUAUUUUAACUUCAAAUUGAGAGCUUAACCCAGUUAAUAUGGGAAUGUAGAGGAAGGGAAAAAACGCUAAAUGCAACGAAAGAAACGUUAGCGUAUUUAAAGGUGUUACCAAGGACGAGUGGUGUUCAGAUAGCAUAUCACUUAUUGUUGGUAUAAGUAUCUUAAAUAGUGAAUUUGUUUGUGUGCUUCUAAUCUGUGUGUUGUUGUCUCGUCAACAGCCUUUUCCAUAUUAAACACGCAAGAUGCCUACGAUGCUAAAUGUGAACUUUUUGUGCGACAAUGCGUGCUGACUUAAAAGAUCUAAGAAUACAGAUCUAAAAUGGUAAUGAUUCAAGCACAAAUGCGAAGGCUUUUAAAUGCUUUUUAAUCGCUGGAGUGCGAGACAAAAGGGAAGUUAAAGAUCAGAAACUGAAAGCGUUUUCAACUGGAUACCUCUAAUCACGUUGAAGUGAUGCAGUUUCCAUAGUAACGAUGGUUUCCUCGGUAACCCCCCUUUGUUGCCAUUAAAUCCUUUUUUUGGGGUUCCACAGAAAUCCGUCAAAAUGUUUUGGAAGUCUGGCUGAAGAUUCGACACAUGUGACCUCGCUACCUUUUUGAAUUCUUUAAACUGGUGAAAGUGAAACCACAAGACCACCACAACAUGAUCCAUAUUAAGAAAUUCUUCUGGGGAUUCAUCAAAAAUCCCCAACUAUUACGCCACACUCUGGGAUAAAGUGCAAUAUAUGUGGAAGUUCCAUCACUUGAAUUUUUAUAGACAUUAACACUGUCCAACAGGCAUAGACAGGAGUAAAAUAUGAAUGGGUGUGAAGCAGCGCCUGGCUACACAUUGAUCGUCCACAAGGUGCUGCUCUAUCUACACCAAAUGCUUGGAGAAUGGAUGGACAUCUCGGCUUGUCUUAAAAAACAGCAAUGAGAAAGGAGAAGACAAUGGCAUUUUAAAGGAGUUACUGUAAAUGUCUUGAGGCCGGAUUGCCUGUGUGGACCCCAGCUUGCCAAACCUAGGAGCUUGUGAACUGUUCCCUUCUCCUCCAUACAAAUAGGAGGAGGUGCCUUCAAACAAUUCCGCUCUAAAUAGCCUCCGGGCCCUGUUUCCUCCUGGCUAGGCAGCCCCUGCGCACCACUUGCCUUUUCUGUGUUCUGUAUUCUGUGUCUUUACCAGAAGAAGAUGGACUCCUGUGUCCAUGUGCUGUUUUUGCUGCUAAAUGUAAGUCUCUAAAAAGGAGAGUUCGUCCAAAAAUUACAAUUCUGUUAUUAUUUUCUCACCCUCAUGUUGUCCCAAACCCAUAUGGCUUUCUUUCAUUUCACAAAAAGAGGUGGUAGGCAGAUUGUAAUCCUCAGUCAUCAUUCACAUUAACUGAAUAGAAAAAAGAUGAAAAGAUUGUGGUGACUGAGACUCUGAGAAAGAUUCUGCCUAGCAUCUAUUUUUGUGUUCUGUGGAAGAAAGUCAAAAGGGACUGGAAUAAUAUGAGGGUAAGGAAAUUAUCACAGAUUUGAAAUUUUUGAGUAAUUUUCCCUUUAACUCAACAUAAGUGGUCCUGCUCAGCCCUCUCUGGAUGGUUGUGCUAGUUAAGCUAGAUCCAUCAGUUGUCAUGUGUCAUCAGGCUGUGAUAUCAUCUUUGACGUUGCUGCAUAAACUGAU
This is a messenger RNA of Xyrauchen texanus (razorback sucker), 3646 nucleotides long. Its product is annotated as potassium voltage-gated channel subfamily A member 3. Gene Ontology annotation, cellular component: membrane; voltage-gated potassium channel complex. Gene Ontology annotation, molecular function: protein binding; delayed rectifier potassium channel activity. Gene Ontology annotation, biological process: protein homooligomerization; potassium ion transmembrane transport. The record is from RefSeq and is a predicted model, not a curated record. The coding region runs from base 162 to 1703 and encodes 513 amino acids. The transcript is spliced from 2 exons. NCBI's taxonomy places the organism in Eukaryota, Metazoa, Chordata, Actinopteri, Cypriniformes, Catostomidae.